Messenger RNA from Mastomys coucha (southern multimammate mouse), 2146 nucleotides. It is a transcript of the gene Sh2d6, whose product is annotated as SH2 domain containing 6. NCBI's taxonomy places the organism in Eukaryota, Metazoa, Chordata, Mammalia, Rodentia, Muridae. Gene Ontology annotation, cellular component: cytoplasm. The record is from RefSeq and is a predicted model, not a curated record. The transcript has 19 exons. Bases 777 to 1862 code for a protein of 361 amino acids. Gene Ontology annotation, biological process: intracellular signal transduction; cell surface receptor protein tyrosine kinase signaling pathway.
GGCUACUAGGGGGCGGGGGGCAAUAACCAAGACAUUGUGAUCUAAGCAUCCACCCUUUCAAAAGCCUCUGCCCACAACGCAGGUGUCACAACUCUUGUCCGAACAUCCCAGGUUGCCCAGAGAGCCUCUGGGGUGAGGAAGAAGGGACUUACCCAAACCCCUCAGUGCAAACCGAGCUAGGUGGGAUGAGCUGCGCCGAGGCCCCCACUUCCUCCACCUCCGCCUAGGGCACCUCUCUCCUGAAGUCUCUUCUCAUCUGAUUUCAGGCUCCCAAGUGGAGACUCAGGUUACUCUGUAUUGGGAGCACUGACACCGCAGUGGCCAGGAAUACGUGGACGUUCUGUCUCCGACCCCAUUUUUAAUUUUUACACUUUUCUGUGUUCCCACAUGCCUGAUGGUCAACGUAGAUCCAGAAGUACACCGCCUCUGAAGAAUCAAGAACCAGAUCUGGACUCCUGGCAGCUACGACUUUGGGCUGGGGUGUCGUCUAGCGGGAUCCUGUGGAUAAAGAUCAUUUAUGGUCUUCCAGGAGCCUGGACAGUUGAAUCCCAGAGGCUCCUGUUCCACACACUGUACUCCCAGAGACCUUGGGCCACAACCUGAUCACCUUCCAUAUGAUGCCUUCCCUCUAUGGAUACCAGGGACCUCAACUCCUGCUAGCCACCUCCUCCAUUUUUAGGCAACGACAACCUCAACUAUGGUGACCUAGGUUCAGGACAUUUGUGGCAGCUCCUGGGCUCUAGAGAGGCAAAGGGACUUCGCUCAUCUACCUCGCCAUGGACAGGUUCAGUGGCAGCAAGGCCCGGUUGGGGCCACCAUUCCUAUCUGCCAGAUGUGCAGAUACCCAAGUCUGGAGAGAAAAUGGAGCCAGCCCAUCUUUCCUGACUGGCCCAAACACAUGGAGAAACAGGCAUUCCUUUUUGAAGGCCCAGGAGGAGGUAGAAGAGGAGGAUAAAUAUGAGCUGCCCCCCUCUAAGGUUCCGCCAGUCAGCCUGGCCCCUGCACAGUCUCAUGGUUCUAAAGCAGACUCCUUAUAUUUGGAUCGUUCUGGGCUCCUGGAUCCAUCCAAGCCACCACCGCUCCCGCCUCAGUCUACCACGGCCAGAGGACUCCCCAUAAACCCUUCCUUUCCUACCCGCCCUACCUCUGGCUACCAUUUCCCGCUGAAGACAGCAAUGAACCUGCAGCCUGCAACCCCAAAGCAGGGACCUGUUUUUGGAAGGCGAGGGCGAGGUACACCUGCUAGAGUGGUAACAGAACGUACGGAGAAACCCGAUGAGGACAUCUACCUGGAGUGUGAGCCGGAUCCACUUCCAGCCCUGACUAGGUCUCUGAGCUCCAAAGCCCGGAUACCUCCAGUUCCUCUGCCAAGAACAUCUGGAUUGCCCAAGCCAGUUAUUGGUCACCAGGAGACUCGGAAUGGAGCUGUGGAUGGCAUGUUGAAAGGAAGGAAGCUGUCUGCUUCCUCCAUAGCCCCUGCUCUGAGUACCUCUGCUGCUGAGGAUGGCAGUCUGCUGGGUCAGCCUUGGUACUCCGGGAACUGUGACCGUCAGUCUGUUGAGAGAGCCCUGCUUCACUUCCAAAAGGAUGGAGCCUACACGGUGCGCCUCAGCUCUGGGCCUCACAGUUCCCAGCCCUUCACUCUGGCAGUACUCCUCAGAGGCCGCGUCUUCAACAUUCCCAUUCGGCAACUGGACGGCGGGCACCACUAUGCCUUGGGUCGGGAGGGCAGGAAUCAUGAGGAGCUCUUCUCCUCUGUGGCCGCCAUGGUUCAGCAUUACAUGAAGCACCCCCUGCCCCUUGUGGACCGACACAGCGGCAGCCGGGGAUUCACCUACCUGCUCUUCCCCACCAAGCCCUGAAGAAACAGCAAGACACCAACCCACCUUUGGCACCCCACUGUGGUGUGCCCCUUCACUUCCCCUUCCCACUUUAGGUUGCUUUCUUUUCCCUGCCUGCCUCCACCCCAAAGGCCCUGCAGGUUCAAAAGGAGAGGCAUGAAGAUGGCCACCUGGGGAGGUUGGCUUCCUCAGAGACAUUGUCUCUCCUUCGGCUGACUUCUUGUGGGGGGGAGGGGUUGGCAUCUUCUGGGAGGAACUGGGUUCCCAGCACACUGUAUACUUUCAAUAAACCUUUAUUGACUGAA